GGAUGAAAUUAGGGUUUAUAUCUUCUCCCUUGACGCGCAGCAGAAAGGACUUCAGCGAAACAGUGUAGAAGCACCGUAAACCCUAAAUCGUCACCAUGGGUCGUAUGCACAGCAGAGGAAAGGGAAUCUCGGCAUCUGCUUUGCCGUACAAGCGUUCACCCCCGACUUGGCUCAAGACCACCGCGCAGGAUGUCGAUGAGUCAAUCUGCAAGUUUGCAAAGAAGGGUUUGACUCCAUCUCAGAUUGGUGUGAUUCUUCGUGACUCUCACGGUAUCCCUCAGGUGAAGAGUGUUACCGGAAACAAGAUCUUGCGAAUUCUGAAAGCCCAUGGUCUUGCUCCUGAGAUUCCUGAGGAUCUAUACCACCUGAUCAAGAAAGCAGUUGCUAUCCGCAAGCACUUGGAGAGGAACAGGAAAGACAAAGAUUCCAAGUUUAGGUUAAUUCUGGUGGAGAGCAGGAUCCACCGUCUUGCUCGUUAUUACAAGAAGACCAAGAAGCUUCCUCCAGUAUGGAAGUACGAGUCUACUACUGCAAGCACUCUUGUGGCUUAGAAAGCAUGGAGUUAAGUGAAAGGCUUCAAGAACGUUUUCUAUUUUCCGCAUGUCACUGGACUUAAAUUUCUCUGUUUCGCGUUAGUUUUUUUUUUGUUGUUGUUGUCAAGCUACAAUGAAGGUUUUGAUCAUUUCAAUGAACAAACGUGUUUAAUAUAUUUUUAGAAUUGCUCAA
Molecule: messenger RNA, 726 nt
Organism: Eutrema salsugineum
Lineage: Eukaryota; Viridiplantae; Streptophyta; Magnoliopsida; Brassicales; Brassicaceae
Product: 40S ribosomal protein S13-2
Exons: 5
Coding region: 96-551 (151 amino acids)
Biological process (GO): translation
Cellular component (GO): ribosome; cytosolic small ribosomal subunit; nucleolus
Molecular function (GO): small ribosomal subunit rRNA binding; structural constituent of ribosome
Source: RefSeq, a predicted model, not a curated record